AUGGCAUCAAUACCAGUCAACGUUAGCCAUCAAGGCACCAAGUACCAGGUCGAAAUCGACACUUCCUCCAACGGCGAAACCUUCAAGUACCAACUCUACAGCUUGACGGGUGUCGAGCCUGAGCGACAGAAGAUCCUCGUUAAAGGCAAGCAGGUCAAGGACGAUGAUGAAAUGUCCAAGUUUGGCCUCAAGGCCGGCGCCACACUCAUGAUGAUGGGCAAGCCAUCCGGAGAGAACGCAGAUCUCGCCCGCCCCAAGGAAGCGAUCAAGUUCGUCGAGGACAUGACCGAAGCAGAAGCUGCCCAGCAAGAGGGUGCCACCCCCGCCGGUCUCACUAACCUAGGCAACACCUGUUACCUCAAUUCGACCCUCCAAACCCUUCGAUCGAUCCCCGAGCUCCAAGGUGCUCUCACCACAUACAAGUCAGGCAGUGGCGGUGCCGGCAGCAGUUUCGGUCUUACCUCGACUGAUAUUGCCACCCAGCUCACGGAUCUGUACAAGAAUAUGUCGGAGACCCAGGGCAGCAUACCCCCGAUCACCUUCUUGAGCACUCUACGCAUGGUCUACCCACAGUUUGCCGAGAAGUCCAAGACUGGAGCUGGAUACGCCCAGCAAGAUGCCGAGGAGGCUUGGUCUCAGAUUAUCUCUCAGUUGAAGCAGAAACUUUCCGAGUCGGAAGGCUCCUCUUUUAUCGAUAGAUAUAUGUCUGGAGAGCUCCAGUCCACACUCGAGGUUGACGAGCAAGCCGCUAGAGACGGCGGCGAGGAACCGGUCAAGUCAAGCGAGACCUUCCUCAAGCUCAACUGCCAUAUUGACGCAUCCGUCAACCACCUGCGCGAUGGUAUCUUGGCAGCUUUGACGGAGAAGCUGGAGAAGAAGUCUGCAGUCCUUGACAGAGAUACGACCUACACGAAGAAGUCCCUCAUCUCACGGCUUCCCAAAUACCUCACUGUUCACUUCGUUCGGUUCUUCUGGAAGCGUGAGGUGCAGAAAAAGGCCAAGAUUAUGCGCAAGGUUACUUUCCCCCAUGAACUUGAUGUCGUUGAGUUCUGCACCGAUGAGCUGAAGAGGGCUCUCGUCCCUGUGCGUGACAAGGUACGAGAAAUUCGCAAGGACGAGGAGGACAUUGAGCGGGCCAGGAAGAGGCGUAAGACCAAUCCUGUUGACCGAGGUGACAUCGCUGGAGCCUCCGGCGGCCCCGAGGGCAAGACGGCUCUGGAGAAGGCCAACGAGAAGAAGGCGGAGAGAUCUGGAAAGCCCGCUGCCACGACUUCCGAUGCCGACACCGAGAUGACCGAGACAUUCAAGACCGACGCAGAGGUCGAGGCCGAGAAGGACGCGGCCUUAAUCACCGCCAAGAAGGAGCUAUAUGCACUGCUCAACCAGGACCUAGCCAGGGACGAAGGCGCCAACCAGUCCGGAAUCUACGAGCUGCGAGGCGUCGUCACUCACCAAGGAGCGAGUGCCGACAGCGGCCACUACACUGCCUACGUCAAGAAGACUGCCCCUAUCGAUCCCAAGACCGGUAAGAAGGGCGAGGAGGACGGCAACUGGUGGUGGUUCAAUGACGACAAGGUGUCAGAGGUUACCCCUGACAAGAUCGAUGCUCUGGCGGGUGGUGGCGAGUCGCACUCCGCGCUCAUCUGUCUCUACCGGGCCAUCCCCCUUCCGACGAUUGAUAAUGACGGCAAGACCGAGUAA
Colletotrichum graminicola M1.001 is the source of this 1701-nucleotide messenger RNA. RefSeq names its product ubiquitin carboxyl-terminal hydrolase. Gene Ontology annotation, biological process: protein deubiquitination; regulation of proteasomal protein catabolic process; proteasome-mediated ubiquitin-dependent protein catabolic process. Gene Ontology annotation, molecular function: proteasome binding; protein binding; cysteine-type deubiquitinase activity. The transcript has 2 exons. The coding region runs from base 1 to 1701 and encodes 566 amino acids. The record is from RefSeq and is a predicted model, not a curated record. Lineage: Eukaryota; Fungi; Ascomycota; Sordariomycetes; Glomerellales; Glomerellaceae.